Molecule: messenger RNA, 1456 nt
Organism: Yamadazyma tenuis ATCC 10573
Lineage: Eukaryota; Fungi; Ascomycota; Pichiomycetes; Serinales; Debaryomycetaceae
Source: RefSeq, a predicted model, not a curated record
AUGCAUCACACAUCAUGCACAGAGGCCAUCAGUCAGGCUGACAAACACAAGUCUGACUUUCCGCAUUGGGGUUACCACCGAAGACCGCCCUCCGCCAACAAAUGUUUGAAGGGGGCUAUUUUAAGAAUGGUCUAUCAGAAAUGGUUACCUGUCUCUAUUAAAACCCAGGAAUUAGCGCCGGUUAACCCCAGACAGGCACAGGGCGCGCGAUCAGAUGCUAUUGCCGUCGCCGCCCGUCGCCGCUAUCUCCAAUUGAGAAGGAUUCCAGCUGAGCCCGCGCCUCUGCGAUUAUGUAACCCACCCUCGUUCUUGCGGGUCGUUCUUGCGUAUUUGUUUCCUGAUUCCGUGAGUGUUGAGAUCCCGUGUCAGCCGCUUCACGGAUACGGCGCAAGAAAUAUUUGCCACCCGGAACCUCUCCAUUUCUUUCACCAUAGAUCCGGGGUACCGACCGCAGCCUUGUUAUUCGGAUCGGUCAAUUGCUCGCAUUGAUAGAUAGUGCCCAAGCCUCCCAAGCCUCCCAAGCCUUGAUAUUUCUUGACACAUGGAGAUAAACGGUGAGCAACCCUCUCCAAUAAGAGAGGGUUUCCAGGAAUUUGUCAAUAGGCUAGACUUGGGGUAAGCACCGAAGGGGUAAUUUCCAUGGCUCCGAGCCGUGUUGGGAAAGGCUGUGUUGGGAAAGCCCGUGUUGGGAAAGCCCGCGUGGUGAUAUCGGACCGCAGUACUUCGUACCGUAUUGUGUGGUGGGUACGACAUUGUAUACGAAACCCUAAGUCGGCAUUCAAAUAAUUGCCAGUGAUACCACCCUCACAAUCCAUAUACCACUCAUUAACAAUAUAGUGGCAGCUUGUAUAAUACAAAUAGCGACGUUGCAGCCGACUUCCUUUGGUUUGUUUUUCCUGCGUUUCUCCAAAAACGGUUGCAAUUAUGCAUCUGCUUGCAGAUCAGACACAUUGAAGCACCAGAAAUAUAGGCACCUCCUGGAGCAUCUAAUUUUAUGACAGAUUUCUGGGUGGGAGUCCAUGCUUGAUAUCUAGGUAUCUAUAAGCCGCUGGACCGUACUGAAGUCUGGAACUGUGCAGUCGACAACGGAAUGGGCUGAGAGGUGAGAAAUUCACAAAAAUAAGACUCACCAUGCUGGUGUACCAAAUGAGCAUCACGUGUGAGUGGAUACAGAUACAUAUAUAUAUAUAAAAGAACUUCAUUACUUGAUCCUACUGAUAGUUGAGGGUUCCAGGAAAGAACAGUGUUUAACGGGCUCGUAGAAAUGAUCAGAUUUUCAGUGGGUGUAUGGGCCAGGAAAAUGUUAGGAAAAUGAUCAGACUUUCAGUGGGUGUUUGGGUAAGAAAAGGGGUGCCCAGACACUCUUGGAUAGUGGCAGAGAACCAUGUAUCGUACAUUUAAACAGCAGUUUCACCAAGUUUCGCGGGGCCGCCAGAGCGCCCGCGCCAUUUGGCCC